Molecule: messenger RNA, 498 nt
Organism: Peniophora sp. CBMAI 1063
Lineage: Eukaryota; Fungi; Basidiomycota; Agaricomycetes; Russulales; Peniophoraceae
Source: the annotation of a GenBank genome assembly
AUGGCUGCUUGUAUGAGAUUCACUCGUAGAGUUUGGAAGUCAUUCCUGGAUAACGGAGGACACGAUGCGACGUGCUUCCCGAAUCUGAACCUGCUCUCCGCAAAGCCUGGCCGCGUCGAGGCUUCCCUCAAAAUCGAACCUUAUAACGUCAACCGUGUUGGGACCGUGCACGGCGGACUUAUACUUUCCUUAACUGAUACGAUGGGCUCACUUGCCGUCGGCUCGAAGGGCCAGUACAUGACGGGCGUCUCUACGGACAUCUCUGCGUCAUUCGUCAAACCCGCAGGGAAACCAGGUGACGUUCUAAAGAUGGUGGCGAUUGUUACUGGCAUCGGCAGGUCCCUUGCGUAUACCCGGGUGGACUUCUAUAACGCGAAGGGUGACCUAGCCGCCUACGGAACUCAUACGAAGUACGUGGGCAAGUCUGCCGGACACGAGCACGAUAUCAAGCUUUCGGAGGACGGUGAGACUGUACUGGAGGGCAAGGAUGUAGAUUAG